AUGGACGCGAACUUUGAAUUUCCCAAAGGAUCGGCUAUUCUCCGUGCCGUCAGCAAUGUAUGGCCGCUUGUGGUGCGUGGGGUUCGGUGGUCGAUCGGAGAUGGCACAACAGCUCGGUUUUGGCGAGACAUUUGGACCCACAGCCCGCGCCUGCUACUUUGUGACGCGCUAGGCCCGAUUCCCGAACACCAACUCGAGUGGAAGGUGUGUGAUUAUGUCGAUGAAGCGGGUCGCUGGAAAUGGAAUCUCUUUGGCCACCUCGUGUCGGCCAGCUCUUUGCUUCGUCUCGCUGCUACUUUGCCGCCGUCGGGGAUGGCCGGGCCUGACACGAUGUAUUGGGGUUUCUCGGAGAAUGGACUCUUCACUACCAAAUCUGCUUACGCGUCCCUGCUCCCUUACUCUCCGACAAGAGAUCGGGCCGGAUGGAGAGCAAUCUGGAAAUGGACUGGACCGCAGAGGGUUCGGCAAUUUCUCUGGCUUGCUGCCCAAGAGAAGCUGUUAACGAACGUGGAAAGACACCGACGGCACAUUACACGUUCAACCUUAUGUCCCUUAUGUGAGCAAUUUCCGGAAUCAACGUUACAUUGCCUUCGUGACUGUGUGGGCGCCAAGCAAAUUUGGAUGACCUUGAUCCCUACUAAGAACCACUCUGCGUUUUUCUCGAUGCCAUUACGAGAUUGGAUAGUUCAGAACCUACAAAAUGGGCUCUCCAUUAGCGUCGUUGCGUGGGAGACGAUUUUUGGUGUCACGGUUUGGCAGAUAUGGAAAGGAAGAAAUGACAAGAUUUUAUCAGACAUGGAGUUCAUCGUAUCCAAUAAAAUUCGGGAUGUUCUGUCCUUUGUUCAUGGGAUCCAACUCACAAGAUCUAUUGAGCACCAUCUUGGCGGCUUCGGCGCGGGUCGGGGAGUCCACCUCAUACGAUGGACUGCUCCUGCAAUGGGAACUAUCAAAAUCAACACGGAUGGCUCACUUUUGACUUCGAGUGGGAUGGCGUCUGCUGGAGGAUUGGCUCGCGAUGCCGAUGGACGGUACCAAUUAUAUCAUGUGCACCACAAGAACACCAACAUUGUUGAUCAAUACACACAGCUGAAUCAAUAUCCUGACGUACUUUCCAAAUGCGUUACCCAUAAAACCUCCGUAAGACACCGUUUUGAUGCCCGGCUGCACCUAAGCAAUAACUCAAUCGGGUGGACUAAUUUCAAGUACUGGCCGAAGGCUGAAUUAGGGUUCCGAUCGAGAAACUCCACUGCCCCACCGACCUCAGACGCCGAAAAUCCUUGA
Messenger RNA from Striga hermonthica, 1281 nucleotides. The record is from the annotation of a GenBank genome assembly. Lineage: Eukaryota; Viridiplantae; Streptophyta; Magnoliopsida; Lamiales; Orobanchaceae.